AUGAGUGCAGACACCGUCAAACAGCCUGUUGAUGUACUGCACACCGUCAAUCUGGUGACACAAUGUCUGUGUAUACCGAUCAUCACCCUCUUCGUGGCCAUGCGGUUCUCCAUCCGCUUAUGGUACCGACAGUUUGUGGGAAUUGAAGACUGUACGUCCCGAGUCAAUGCAAUCAACAGAACGAACGCUAACAUCAGUAGGGCCUUGUUCAUGGGAUACUGCGCCAUCGCCAUCAUCAUUGGCAAACAUGGCGGCGGAUACCAUCAAUCUGAUAUUCACGACCAGGCAACGAUCGUGUCCUAUUAUAAAUUCUGCUACAUCGCCACCGUCCUCUACUGCCCGAUGGCCCUCUUCGUCAAAAUCGCCCUCCUCUCCAUCAUCAUCCGCAUCUUCGCACCGUACAGAACCAAGAUCAUCUUCAUCUACGUCCUACUCGGCUGUCUGUGCAUCUACUACAUCAUCGCCGAGAUCAUCAAGAUCCGCAUGUGCAAUCCCAUUCCGUCCUACUGGGAGGGCACCCCAGGGCGCCACUGUUUCGACCAGAGCGCGGCUCUCCUGGCGGACUCGAUCAUCAGUGUCGUCAGUGAUCUGAUCAUCCUCAUUCUGCCGCUGCCCUUGACCUGGUCGCUGCAGAUGUCGCGGAGCAAGAAACUGCGGGUGAUGGGGAUUCUGUCGGCGGGGGGUCUGGCGACGGCGUUUAGUAUCUAUCGGUUGAUUCUCGUGCUGCGCGACGGGAAAACGACGGACAUGACCAUCUUCUUCAUCUGCAUCAUUCUCUCUGGGAACGCCGAAGGAGGCGUCGGCCUCAUCUGCGCCUGUCUCCCGACCCUCAACAUCCUCAUCAAGAAACUCCGCACGGCCGGCUACAGCUCCAAUAGAUACUAUGAACAGGACUCAUCCGUGCACCUGAGUCAAAUGAAGGGGGGCAACAACAAGCGGUUCUCCAAGGGGGCUUCGAAGAGCGAUACCUACGUGGAUGCGACCGAGUUUGGGUCCGAUCAGAGCCAUUUGAUUUCGUACGCGGGCGCGGUGGACGGGGAGUCGCGCGAUACAGCGAUUGGCAUCCAGAAGACAGUCGAUGUAUCGCAGACAGUCGAGAUGUUGGAUCAGGAUGGCAGUGACCAUGGUCAUCCUGCUCGACAGUCUGGACUACAACCUCCCUUUUCGCGGUCUCUGCACACAUCUAGAAAGCAGGAGACACGAGGAGAUGAUCCUCAGUCUAAAGAUGGCAGCGUCACCGAGACCACCCCCGACCGUGGUCAAGAUGUGCUGCUGACUCUCCCAACCAUCGCGCGAACAGCAGACCAUCACGUCUUUCUCGUGCAAGACGACAUCCAGACAUUCCUCAACACCGACCUGGAUCUCUCUCGAGUCAACAUCAUCCACAGUCUUCUCUGGAUGGCCGGCCGACCGAUGAACGCCCGGCCCCUCCAGCGCCAGAAAAUGAUGGGCUACGAGAUCAUCCCAACCGAACGCGCGGACCUGCAUCUCCUGAAAUUCUCGACCAGGCUGCUGGUCAAACCACUCCCCGAGUACAUUCUCGACCACGACUUCUGGACGCGGCACCUCUGCUCCUCCAGGACGCUGCACGAAUCCGCCAGCGGACUCCUCCUCUCGUACAUGUGGCUGAUCUGCACCCCGCUGGACCUGCAACUCGCACACGAUCACAGCCUCCUCCCCAAGGACCUUACCUGGCCCUGGUGGAAGUCCUUCGUCACCGAAUUCUACGCGCACGUCGACGUCAACGCGCUGGACACGGUCAACAAACGCUACCAGUUCGGGGAGCUGCGGCUCGGCCGCAUCAACACCAUCUACCGCGUGCGGUUUUUCCUGUCGCAUUUCAUCCGCGGCUAUCUGUACGGGUAUAACCGGUACGUGGUCUUCUACGAGCGCAACUUCGCCUGGAUGUUGAUGAUCUUUGCGACGUUCUCGCUGGUGCUGUCGGCCAUGCAGGUGGCGGCGGCUGUGCCGCGGUUGAAUGACAGUGCGGCGUUCCAGGACACGACGUAUGGGUUUGUGGUUCUGUCGAUUGUGGUGGUGGCGGUCUUUCUGGGCGUGCUGGGGACGCUGUUCAGUGGGAUCUAUGUGUUUAAUAUGUUUGCGGCCAUAUCCCAGUGUCGGAGGGAGAGGUUCAAGAGGGAGCAGCUUGCAAGGAGGAGGAUACAGGGUAGCUAG
Aspergillus thermomutatus is the source of this 2175-nucleotide messenger RNA. RefSeq lists its product as uncharacterized. The coding region runs from base 1 to 2175 and encodes 724 amino acids. NCBI's taxonomy places the organism in Eukaryota, Fungi, Ascomycota, Eurotiomycetes, Eurotiales, Aspergillaceae. The transcript is spliced from 5 exons. The record is from RefSeq and is a predicted model, not a curated record.